This is a messenger RNA of Theileria annulata, 1410 nucleotides long. RefSeq lists its product as uncharacterized. Bases 1 to 1410 code for a protein of 469 amino acids. The transcript has 10 exons. NCBI's taxonomy places the organism in Eukaryota, Apicomplexa, Aconoidasida, Piroplasmida, Theileriidae. The record is from RefSeq and is a predicted model, not a curated record.
AUGAAUAGAAUAAUAAAUUCAACUAUAAAAAAUAUAAAAUUAAAUAUAGUCAAUAAUAUAUCGAAACCAACAAAUAAACAGAGUUUGUUUCAUUUAUAUAUUUGGCUGGUUGGACCAGAAGGUCGUGGAAAAACUACAUUAAUACAUGGAAUCUUGGAUCACUUGAAAAAUAGUAGAACAGAAUCGCACAUCACAACAUAUUUCGAUUUUAAUAAUGUAAAAGAUUUUAAUUUUCAGGAGGGAAUGAAUUUUAGAGACUGGUGGAACUUGAGUAUGAUGACUUAUGAGCUAAAUCCCAAAUCAUUUGGAGUCUCUAAACAAGGAAAUUUCAACUCAGCACAACUUUUCCUACUUUUUAUCAACUCUGUCGCCUGCCGAAUUGACAUGGAAAAUUGCCAAAAUAUCACACCUCCGAGUAGUUCAAUAACAGGACAAUGGGUAAUAUCGUAUAUGCUCGAAACCAUAAAGCUAAUGAUGAGAGAAGAGAAGAUGAAUUGGAUAUUUUGUAAUGACGGAAUUGACCACCUGGUCAGUUCACCGUUUCUCAGUGAUAGAGGACUGGUAUUCCUUUCAAACUUGCUACUAAACCUACAAAUCGCAUCACUCCCUUCAGUGUUCAUCUCCAACGACUCAACCAUUCCUUUACUUCUAACUAACAAACAUUAUGAGAAGUUGUUCAGUAACAAUGGAAAUAAUCCAAUGAGUAUAAACAGAAUCUAUGAUUCAAAUAAUUUUAUCUUCCACCAAGUAGAUGAAAUCUCACAAGAAGAAGCUAUGAACUAUUUGAGCAGUAAAUUGGAAUUUGGUGAAAAGUUCAUAAAGUGCAUUUGGAAAAUUACGGGCGGGAAUCUGAGUCUAAUAAACAAAGUUCUAGAAGAUUAUGAGGAGUUCGUUAAGAAAGUUAGUCUGGGAACAGUCCAGCAAAUACUCUCUGGAUCUAAAAGUUUGGUGGAUGAUGAGUAUUUCCCGAUAAAUAAAUCAAAACACGAACAAAUCAGUUAUCUAAGGGAGGAGCAGUUCAAGUUGUUUCUGAAAACACUUCACCACGACACUUUUAACUCAGUAAUAUAUAGAUACCAAUCAGAUAUAAUAAAGUUCGAGAAUAUGAUGAAUGGGUUCCUGAGUAGUGUGCCAAUUGAGGAAAUGAAGCUGAACAUGAAGAAUUUAGUCCAUUUCAAAGUCGUGGUGUUUGAAACUAUAAGAUAUCUGUUGAAUAAAAAGUGGCUCAGAGUCAAGGACAACGUGACAAUCAAUAAUAGAAUCAUACUGGGGUUAAUUGAAGCAAACAUAUUAUACUAUGAAAUCCCGUCAAUGAUGUUGGAGUUCAAAAAUUCACUGGUUAAAUACUUGCUAAACUCGUAUAUACAAAUCCAAUACGGUAACAAAACAUUAUACAUAAAAUGGUUAUAG